AUGUCUUGUGAUUGCCGACAUAGUGUACUUGAGCAACAACGUGUGUUGCGGUUAUUGAUGGAACAUCGUGGUGUACUUCUGUAUGAUAAGACUCCAUCAGAAGAAAAUGGGAAAAUGGUGGGGGUCGAUUGGUUAGAUCGAAUUACAUAUGAUACAAUCAUUGAGCUCGCACGACGGGGUGAUUUUUUCUUUUUAGGCCCUUGCACUGCUGACCAGAAGGAUACUGCACAUAGCACACUACAGGGUCUAAGACCUGUAUCUUUGUUUACCCUGAUAGCCGGCUCUGCAUACCAUCUCCUUGCGACGGAAGUGGAGGGUGAUGUCAGGGAUACACUGCAUCAUGUUCUCAUGGAGUUUCUGUUUCAAGAUGACGAAAGGGAUGGACCUGUUCAGCGAUGUGCUGAAACCAACCAGUUGUCUUCAUCAUUUACUGAAGGCGAGAAACAGCAGCAACUAGAGCGAGUUAAGCAGCGGCUAGAGGCCUUUCAUUCUACCAGGUACGUUGAGCAUUGUCUUGCGAACGCUUUGCCUUUCCGUACGCCCUUUUCAGCUUCUGUACGUGAUGAGAUGCCAACGUUUGCUGCUCCGGUGAGCUGUUCUCAGCUUCUGCCACGUUCCUUAUUUCUUUUGCCCGUGGCAAGGGCAGUAGUACCGUCAUGGAGCCGCCAAUCCUUUAACAUCGUCACUGGACGCUGCUUUUCAUCAUCUUUCCAUUUGGGUGACUCGCCAUGCCGUCAGGAUGGUUCCCCUGUGAGGGUUCUGUUACUCCGGUUGGAUCCUGCAGGGGAAUGGCUUCCAGAGGCAGAGGACUUGUACAACACACAGACUUUCUUUUCGUAUUAUAGCAACGAUACUAAUGAUUUGAGAGAGGAAGAUAGCUUUUACCUGAGGUGGCGUGAAGCUAGGGGGAUUGAUCGACCGAUAAGUGCAUGGCGACAAAAAGGCGUGGAUGGUGAGACAACUGAUGAGCAGGAGUCGUUUUACAAGAUGCAGGCUCGGCAAAUCGGUACAUCCGAAUGCUUCAAACUUGACAAUGUGGGAUACCGAGUGCAGGAAAGCAGCCAGGUGCGUGCAGCCGUUACGGUUAACAUCCAGAACGUUCGACCAAGCGAGGAGGAAAUUUUUUUCGAGGGCUUAGUGGAUCGUACAUGCACCCAAUUAUUCCCUCCUUUCCGGGGGAAAGAAGUUGUUGAGGGUGACACGUUUCAUCUUGAAUUUCGCGCGGCAGUUCGUCUUUUUAUUUGGUGUUUGUUGCAUGGUGUGCGCAUUGUUCUCACGCCAGAGCGUGUACCGCCGCUGUUCAAGAGCUUCGGGGAACGGUACGGCUGUGCCUUACAGCAUCAUCUGAGCCAUUAUGAAGGUAUAUGGCCAGAAGAAGCGGAGCGUUCCCUCGCUGAGGAAGUUGCAGAGGAAUCAAUAAUUCGGAUAGUUGACGAGUUGCGCUUAGAAUGCUUUGAGCGUCUGCUUAGUGCUUUUCCCUGCUUCCAUGAGCCUAACGAUCAUCCGGAGCGUUUUGUGACGCGAUCGACCGCGAUUCUGAGCCGUAACCGUCUGCGUUUGCCUCUCGUAGCGGGGGACGCACUGUUAAGCGCGUCUGAGUGCGCUCUGACCACUGUUGAAGCGGUUCUGCGGCGUACACAGAUGCAGGAGCGCCAGAUGACGGCCAUGUUCAAUUCCUUAGGUUAUAUACCCACUCCCAACCAAUUGGUGUGCGUUCUGAGGCUAACGGAGCCGCCUGUAUUUGGGAGGCAACAGUGGGUGCCAUCUUCGCUUGCGGGUUCAAUUCUCAUCACGGCACCCACACGUGGGCUGGAGCAGCGUUUGAUAAGGCUGCUUCAAAAAUGUACCACCACUCUGCUCGACAUCUUUCACGGACCUUCUCAUCUUUCCCAGUGCUUGUCUCAAAACGCAGCGGGGGAUUUGGUGAAGGAAACAGGUGUUGUAAGGGCGGGAGGAGCAUUUUUCUUCAGUUUCCAUCGCUGUUUAAGGCGACAAAUUUGUGCCUUAAGCAGUGGCCAUUGUGGCAGUUCUUUUUCUGAUCUGCAGGUACUGAUACAAACGCUGGAGCAUCUGGCUUCAGCGUGCUUUGCGAUACCGCAACAGUUAGCAAGACGCAUUAUGACGGACACAACACUGGAUCAUCCCACCUGUGGUAUACACAACCCUCGGGGUCCCCGUGCACGUGAGUGCCUGUGGCGGCUUGCAACCCAACAUGCGGCAGAACUGAAGAUGCCUUUGGAAGAUCAUGAAUUGCAUGUUUUCUUAAAAAAUUUUCACGAGAAAGCUGAUAUGCUCUUGCGUAGUGGGCAAACACGAAAGUUUGAGGAUCAGUUCAAGGGAGGAGUCAGGGAGACUUUUUGCCUUGAUAAGACUCAUUUGAGCAAUUCAUCCGAUCCUGUGUGCAACCUAAACAACUUGUAUGAGCAGGCACUUCGUAUUUUUGCAGGCGAUCUUGCUUUCCUAUCUGGGUUGGAGUCUAUGGUUGGCGGUAAAAGCAGUGAGGAUCAGCCCCAGCUGCCUCAAUGGAUGUUUGUCGAAGCAAUAGAGCCAAAUCGUGAGGCUGUGCGUCUGGCCUUGGUUGCGUGUUAUUUGAUAGCAAUUGCAUCAUAG
Phytomonas sp. EM1 is the source of this 2610-nucleotide messenger RNA. NCBI's taxonomy places the organism in Eukaryota, Euglenozoa, Kinetoplastea, Trypanosomatida, Trypanosomatidae. The record is from the annotation of a GenBank genome assembly.